Cyclopterus lumpus (lumpfish) is the source of this 1443-nucleotide messenger RNA. RefSeq names its product protein piccolo-like. The transcript is spliced from 4 exons. Lineage: Eukaryota; Metazoa; Chordata; Actinopteri; Perciformes; Cyclopteridae. The record is from RefSeq and is a predicted model, not a curated record. Bases 77 to 1333 code for a protein of 418 amino acids.
CACUAGUUUCUUGUUCUGUUUCCUGUUAGCAGAGACAGAAAUUGCUAGCUGUUUAGCUUCAGCUUGAGAUCCCAAAAUGUAUUUUGGAUUUUGUGUGAGAGUGCUUGUACUCUCACUGUUGACUCUCGGGCAGCAAUCAAAUGCACUCGGUGAGAGAAGAGGAGGCUCCAGUGGCAUUGAGCCUCUCUUUGAAUACACAAGCAACCACAAACUAGUGCUUCCUUCUGAUAUUGAGAGCUCUGCACAGGCUGGAAGGUUUCUAGGUAGUUCUGGAUCCAGUCACAGUGCAGUUGGGCAAGUAGAUAGGUACAGUCCACAGGGAAGUGUUUCUAGUUACGGCUCCAACCCCAAUGCAAAAGGUGUCAUCCAGACCAAAGCUGGCAUGUGGGAUUAUGUCUCACCCGAAAAUGGAGAAAGAUUUGUCUCUGGUAUAGCUUCAAGUGGGGGAAUUGUUAUGAAAGCUGGUCCUCAGCCCCCUUCCGAGCCCCAGCCAUCAGUCUACCAGCCCAAGCCCCAGCCCCAGCAGCCCCACCACCAGUCCCCGUCCAGCUACCAGCCCAAGCCCCAGCAGCCCCACCACCAGUCCCCGUCCGGCUACCGGCCCAAGCCCCAGGAGGCCGGCUACCAGUACCCGUCCGGCUACCAGCCCAAGCCCCAGCAGGCUGGCUACCAGCCCCAGCAGGCUGGCUACCAGUCCCCGGCCGGCUACCAGCCCCAGCAGGCAGGCUACCAGUCCCCAUCCGGCUACCAGGCCAAGCCCCAGCAGCCCCACCACCAGUCCCCGUCCGGCUACCAGCCCAAGCCCCAGCAGCCCCACCACCAGUCCACGUCCGGCUACCAGCCCAAGCCCCAGGAGGCCGGCUACCAGUUCCCGUCCGGCUACCAGCCCAAGCCCCAGCAGCCCCACCACCAGUCCCCGUCCGGCUACCAGCCCAAGCCCCAGCAGGCUGGCUACCAGUCCCCGUCCGCCUACCAGCCCAAGCAGCCCCACCACCAGUCCCCGUCCGGCUACCAGCCCAAGCCCCAGCAGGCUGUCUACCAGUCCCCGUCCGCCUACCAGCCCAAGCAGCCCCACCACCAGUCCCCGUCCGGCUACCAGCCCCAGCAGGCUGGCUACCAGUCCCCGUCCGGCUUCCAGCCCAAGACUCAGCAAGUGGGGAUUCAAAUCCAACCUGGCAUGUCAGAGUUAUUUUCUCCCGCUGGAGGGGUUUCUGGUCGUAAUAUGCCGCCUAUCAACUUAAACGUACAAAUGACUGUUCCUCCAAGAAGAAGACACAUUCCAAUGUCAUCCCAACAACGUCCCAGGUGGCAGCACUCCAUGGUUCCGGUGUGAAAAUGCAACCAUUGACCUAAAGGAUCCCCGCUGUUCCUGACCACGUUCCGAAAGCAGUCCGUCCUGACAUCAACCAUUUUGUGACGUUCAAUAAAAUACUUGGAACUGCA